Geodia barretti is the source of this 861-nucleotide messenger RNA. NCBI's taxonomy places the organism in Eukaryota, Metazoa, Porifera, Demospongiae, Tetractinellida, Geodiidae. The record is from the annotation of a GenBank genome assembly.
AUGUCAAAGGGGAGGGUUAUCAUGAGAUUGGAAGGAAAAGUUGCGAUAGUCGCCGGUGCUGCUUGGGGCGGUAUCGGCGCGGCAACCGCUUACAAAUUUGCUUGCGAGGGUGCGAAAGUAGUUGUGAACACGCGCCGCCGAGAGGAAAAACUCGCUGAGACCGUCCAGCGCAUCCAAGAUGUCGGCGGAGAGGCUGUCGCUGUUAUGGGGGAUGUCGCCAAUGAGUCAACUUGGCAGACACUCGUCGAAACCGCUUUGUCAAACUACGGUAAAAUAACAACGCUUGUUCACAACGCGGCACACUCUUACACCAAAAAAGCAAUUGAAUUUACAAUGGAAGAAUGGAACGAAAGUCUCGGCGUGACACUCGGCGGACCGUGGCUCGGCGCAAAGUAUUGUAUCCCAGAAAUGAUUCACAACGGGGGCGGUGCUUUGGUCUUCAUCUCUACUGUUAAUGCCACGAUCACGAAUCCCGGAUUCGGGCUCUAUGGUGCUGGAAAAGGCGGUUUGAAUGCCUUGACACGCAGCAUUGCACUCGAUUACGGUCGGGAGGGUAUCCGUGCGAACGCUAUCGCCCCUGGACAGAUCGUCGGGGAACGCGGAGAAGCCUCUCUCGCUGAAGAUGCUCUGGAAGAACAAGCCUCACGUGAUUGCUACCCGAUUGGACGCUACGGGAAACCUGAAGAUAUCGCUAACGCCGCACUCUUCUUAGCAUCCGAUGAAGCGGAUUUCGUCACUGGCAUCGUGUUGACCGCAGAUGGCGGCUUGACGCUCCAAUCACCAGAAGCACUCGUACGCCCAUCCUUCCGGCUCCGCUGGAGAGAUGACAUUCUGGUACCACAAGCGAAAGAGGAUUCGUAG